CGCACGUGCGAAACCUCUGGCACCAGUUAUUCGAGCGAGGAGAGGCGAGAAAGAGUACGCGAUCUAGGAUUUUUUUGGAGGUCGAAUCCCAAAUAUCUCCGUCCCGGAUCCGGGGGCUUCCGACCUCCCUCGGUUUUAGGGAUUGAGGUUCUACGGUUUUUGAAGGACGAGAUUUAGGUUGACAAAUUGUUUAUGGGCGUCGAUCGGCGAUCUUGUUUACGAAUUGACUAUAGAUAUCGGAGGUUUAAGCUGGUUGGGUUUAUACGCGUGAUCCAUCUCUGGAUUGUUGAAGGCAAUUGAGAAUUUUGUCUCUGUUUUCAAGUCCUUCAUAGAUAUCCAAUUUUGCUGUUGCUUUAUUGUGUUCUUGCAAAUUUCUUCUGUUUCUAUCUAGUCUGCUGAUAUGAAGACUCAUGAACGUGCUGCAAAUCUUGCUCUUCUAGGUUUAACAUUUGCACCACUUGUUCUGAGGGUAAAUCCCAACUGGAAUGUAAUUUUGACUGCAUGCCUAACUGUUUAUGUGGGCUGCUUUCGGUCAGUCAAACCAACACCACCAUCAGAAACAAUGUCAAAUGAACAUGCCAUGCGCUUUCCUCUUGUUGGGAGUGCAAUGCUCUUAUCGUUGUUUUUGCUUUUCAAAUUUGUCUCAAAAGAUUUGGUGAAUGCUGUUCUUACAUGUUACUUCUUUGUCCUUGGGAUCAUCGCUCUUUCGGCAACAUUGUUACCUUCGAUAAAGCAUUUUCUUCCAAAACAUUGGAAUGAAGACCUCAUUGUUUGGCGUGCUCCGUAUUUCCAUUCUGCUUCAGUGGAGUUCACCAGGUCUCAGAUUGUUGCCUCAAUUCCAGGAACCUUUUUCUGUGUGUGGUAUGCUUCACAAAAGCAUUGGCUUGCUAACAAUAUUUUGGGGAUUUCAUUCUGCAUUCAGGGAAUUGAAAUGUUAUCAUUGGGUUCUUUUAAAACUGGUGCAAUUCUCUUGGCUGGACUGUUUGUGUAUGAUAUCUUCUGGGUGUUCUUUACUCCCGUGAUGGUUAGUGUUGCUAAAUCUUUUGAUGCUCCCAUAAAGCUUCUAUUCCCAACUUCUGAUUCAGCACGGCCUUUUUCAAUGCUUGGCCUUGGUGAUAUUGUGAUUCCUGGGAUUUUUGUAGCAUUGGCAUUGCGCUUUGACGUAUCAAGAGGAGAACAAAAGCGCUAUUUUAAUAGUGCAUUUUUUGGAUACACACUUGGUUUGGUCGUUACUAUUGUUGUAAUGAAUUGGUUUCAAGCUGCACAGCCUGCUCUUCUUUAUAUAGUACCUGGUGUUAUUGGAUCUAUGGCUGUUCACUGCCUGUGGAAUGGAGAAGUAAAACCGCUGCUGGAGUAUGAUGAAUCAAAGCCAGCGACGGUCAGCAGUUCUUCAUCACAAGAUGGAGAUGCUAAACUCAACAAGAAAGUGGAGUAGCGGCUAAUGCAGUGGACUGCAGAACUUUUCUGAUAUACGACUUGCCAUUGCUAACUCUUUGGAACUAUGGCUGGAAGAAUAGCUCCCCAUAGCUUUUGGAAUCACAAUGUUUUUGUACAAUACAGAAAUUUUUAUAGCUUAGAAACUUGGUGCCUCAUUUUAGAUGUUUAUGUUUAUCUUUUCCUUUGUCUUUGGAUGAUGUUUUCUUCCAAGUCUCUUUCUACAUUCA
Messenger RNA from Phoenix dactylifera (date palm), 1664 nucleotides. Its product is annotated as signal peptide peptidase 2-like. Gene Ontology annotation, molecular function: aspartic endopeptidase activity, intramembrane cleaving. Gene Ontology annotation, cellular component: membrane; cytoplasmic side of endoplasmic reticulum membrane; lumenal side of endoplasmic reticulum membrane. Gene Ontology annotation, biological process: membrane protein proteolysis. NCBI's taxonomy places the organism in Eukaryota, Viridiplantae, Streptophyta, Magnoliopsida, Arecales, Arecaceae. The record is from RefSeq and is a predicted model, not a curated record.